UAAACACACACGCACACAUAAAGGCACCUCUUCACGGCUACCACUCGCUCUUACAACAAUUCAGCUUGUAGAACAGAGAGGAGGCAAUGAGCAGCAGGGUGUGGUUUCCUGCGCUGGGGCUGGUGGCCUGGCUGUGCUGCCUCAGUCUGGGGCCCGUUCUGGGGGGGAAGGUGCUGGUCAUGCCUGUGGAUGGGAGCCACUGGCUCAGCAUGAAGAUCCUGGUGAAGGAGCUCAGCCGGAGGGGCCAUGAGCUCUUGGUGCUGGUGCCUGAAAGCAGCCUGUUGAUGAAUGACCCAGAUGGCUUCAAGACUGAGAUCUACCAAGUGCCCUAUUCCAAAGCUGAUCUGGAUGCAAAUAUCAACUCGCUGAGGGAAGGAGUGUUCAUCAAGACACCGGAACUCACGGAUAUAUUUAUCAACAUGCAACGUUUGAUUAACUUUACUUCUCUGCAGGUGAUAGGUUGCGACAGUUUGCUGAACAACCAGCCUAUAAUGAGCCGACUGAGGGGAGAGGGCUUCGAUGUGUUGCUUACAGACCCGUUCCUUCCCUGUGGCCCCAUUGUGGCUCAUAACUUUUCCAUUCCAGCUGUUUAUUUCCUGCGUGGAAUUCCAUGUGAGCUGGAUUUAAAGGCUAACCAGUGCCCCACUCCUCGUUCCUAUGUUCCUGUGUACUACUCUGGUAAUACACACAUCAUGACCUUCCUGCAAAGAGUGAAAAACAUGGUCAUGUCUAUUGUAGAGUCCUGCAUGUGCAAAGUACUAUUUUUUCAUUUUGAUGAUCUGACCAGCAGAUAUUUAGGAGAUGGCAUGACUUACCGGGAACUUAUCAGUCAUGCGGCUUUCUGGCUUCUCAGAUAUGACUUUGUUUUUGAAUGGCCCAGACCUGUCAUGCCAAACACAGCUCAUAUUGGAGGUAUCAACUGUGCAAAGAAAGCUCCUCUGCCAGCGGACUUGGCGGAGUUUGUGAAUGGCUCAGGAGAUGACGGCUUUAUUGUCUUUACCCUGGGUUCACUGGUGUCCAACAUGCCUGAGGACAAGGCUAAAGAGUUCUUUGAUGCCUUCCGGCAAAUACCACAAAGGGUUGUGUGGAGAUACACUGGAGUCCCACCUGUAGCUGUAUCCGAGAACGUCAAACUUAUGAAGUGGUUACCUCAGAAUGACCUGCUCGCCCAUCCCAAAGCUAAAGUCUUCAUCAGCCACGGAGGAACCCACGGCAUCUACGAGAGUAUCUGUAACGCUGUGCCCAUGGUGAUGUUUCCGCUGUUCGGGGACCAGGGCGAGAACGCACACCGCAUGGUGACCCACGGUGUGGCAGAGAAACUCAGUAUUAAUGAUGUGACGGCUGAAAAACUAUUGGCUGCACUAAACAAAAUCAUCCACGAGAAAAGGUACAAAGAGAAGAUGGUGGAGAUGUCGGAGCUACACCUGGACCGUCCUGUUCAGCCUGUGGACCUCGCCGCUUUCUGGACUGAGUUCGUCAUGAGGCACAAAGGAGGUGACCACCUGAGGGUAGCUGCACACGAGUUAAACUGGAUUCAGUACCAUUGCCUGGAUGUCGUCGGCUUUUUGCUCAUCAUUCUCCUAACUGCUCUGUGGAUAACACUCAAAUGCUGCAUAUUCUGCACACGCAAGUGUUUGAGGAAGGGGACUGCAAAGAAAAAGAAGGAGUAGAGUUACUAAUGCAACAUUUAUUAGGUUUAUAAGUUGUUUAAUGAAGUGAAUGGUGGAGGUUGAAGCACUGCAAUCACAUUUCAUACUGGUGCACUGUAUGUACUUACAUGUAAUUUAUACUGUGUGUAAUUGUGUGUGUGUGUGUGUGUGUGUGUGUGUGUGUGUGUGUCUGUAUGUAGAAUAUCUGUGUGUGUAUGUUGCUACAUUGUGCAUCAUGCUGACAAUGAUUGACUUCCAGGAAACAAAUAAAACUGGCUUUUUAACUUU
Chelmon rostratus (copperband butterflyfish) is the source of this 1937-nucleotide messenger RNA. RefSeq names its product UDP-glucuronosyltransferase-like. Lineage: Eukaryota; Metazoa; Chordata; Actinopteri; Chaetodontiformes; Chaetodontidae. The record is from RefSeq and is a predicted model, not a curated record. Gene Ontology annotation, molecular function: UDP-glycosyltransferase activity. The transcript has 5 exons. The coding region runs from base 87 to 1670 and encodes 527 amino acids.